Molecule: messenger RNA, 1475 nt
Organism: Pangasianodon hypophthalmus (striped catfish)
Lineage: Eukaryota; Metazoa; Chordata; Actinopteri; Siluriformes; Pangasiidae
Product: CD276 antigen
Exons: 4
Coding region: 136-1143 (335 amino acids)
Biological process (GO): immune response; positive regulation of T cell proliferation; cell surface receptor signaling pathway
Cellular component (GO): external side of plasma membrane
Source: RefSeq, a predicted model, not a curated record
ACAGUCAGCUGUUAAAGAGCUCAGUGCGGUGGAGUGCUCGUGUGUUAGUUAUACUCAUCUGCUGUUCAUUCAUUCAUACACACACACACACACACACACACACACACACACACAUCUCCAGACCUGAAGCAGGAUAUGAGAGUUAAAUCUAGGAGGAUUUCAGCACCGACUCUCUCUCUCCAUCUUCUUCUUCUUCUUGUGCUGGAUGGAGUUUCCUCUUACACUGAGUUUGAGAUCUCGGUACCCACUCGUGUACAGAUGGCUGUGUACGGCGAGGCGGUGCUUCUGUCCUGCACGUUCCCAGUGAGCGGCUCGUGGGACGCAGGCAGCAGCGUGAUCACGUGGCAGCGCCACCUAGAGGUGGUCCACAGUUUCUUCCACGGCCGAGACCAGCUGCAGUACCAGAGCCCGAGAUACGCCAACCGCACCAGCCUGUUCCACCAGGAGAUGAACAAGGGGAACGCAUCGCUCAGGCUGGACCGUACCACUCUGGAGGAUGCGGGGGAGUACACCUGCUCCAUCAGCACUCAGCUGGGCAGCCAGAUGAAGAGCUUCGGCCUCAAAGUAGCAGCGUUCUACACCGAGCCUCGUCUGCACAUCUCCAUGCUGAACGACGGCCACGUGGAGGUGCGGGUGACCUCAGAGGGCGGGUACCCCUCCCCCUCGCUGCAGUGGCUGAUGGGUAACGAGAGCGACAUCACCAACGUCACACACACGCAGCUGAGGCAGGACCAACACACACGUCUGUACAGCGUGAACAGUAAACUGAACCUGAGCGGCACCGUCAACUCCUCCAUCACCUUCUUCAUGAAGAACCCAGAUCUGGGCCAGGAGAUCAGGAGGAACAUCGACCUCCUCUCAGAAAAUGGAGGAUUUGAGCAGAGCGAACGGCGAGCACUAUUCAUCGGACUUUCCAUUGUUGGAGUUUCGUUACUAGCGCUGAUCAUUUUAGUAAUUAUUAUUAUCCUUCGACACCGGAAGAUGAAGAAAUAUAACUCCCGAAAUACUUCCGAGACUAAUAUAGAGUCAUCAGCAGCUUCGACCCAUCAGACAGAAACAGAGAAAUCUUCAACAGAUGCAGCUGAGAGUAUUACAGAAACUCUGUUAAAGAUCCCAGAAGAGAUGGUUAGAUUAGAGCGAUAAAUGUAGUUUUUUAUUAGAUAUUUAUUUAAUUUAGCUUUAAAUGUAAACUGUGAGUGCUCGUGUCACUCCACUGCUUUUUCCACCUGCGUGGAGUCACGGCCUCGAAACGACGUCUCCAUCCUGAUCACUACCUCCUGACAUUCCUGCUUCUGUGCUUACAGAAACAUUUGGACAUUGAAGAAUUUGGACAUUAGUGUCUAUAAUGAUUGUAUGAACAUAUAAAUGCCACGUCCCAUCCGGGGUGUAUUCUCCCGCGGGAAAGCUCCGGAUCUGCUGCGACUCUGAGCAGUGUAAAGGGCUUACUGAAGAUGAAUAAAUAACAGCAUCCUAGA